Molecule: messenger RNA, 6849 nt
Organism: Phalaenopsis equestris
Lineage: Eukaryota; Viridiplantae; Streptophyta; Magnoliopsida; Asparagales; Orchidaceae
Product: protein PHOTOPERIOD-INDEPENDENT EARLY FLOWERING 1
Exons: 22
Coding region: 192-6314 (2040 amino acids)
Cellular component (GO): Swr1 complex
Molecular function (GO): ATP binding; ATP-dependent chromatin remodeler activity; ATP hydrolysis activity
Source: RefSeq, a predicted model, not a curated record
CCCAAGCUCGAGAAUCGGGUGGGUGACUUCCUUCAGUCCUAGUGGGAGACUGCUCGCAGGAAGCUUUUACAUUUUGUCUCCGGGAACUCCAUUGUUUUUUGAACUUGUAGUGAUACACUCUGGUAUUCGAAUUGACAUGCGAUGCUAAAGACAUUUAUUAAACAUUUCAAGGUACUUUCAAGAAAGAAGCCAUGGCCUCGAAGGGUCCUAGAUCUAAAUUGGACCAUGAAAGUAGAACCAAACGUCAAAAGGCUUUUGAGGCCCCUAGGGAGCCUCCUCGACCUAAAGUUCACUGGGAUCACGUUUUAGAGGAGAUGGUUUGGUUGUCAAAGGAUUUUGAAUCAGAGAGGAAAUGGAAAUUAUCCCUAGCGAAAAAAGUUGCCUUAAGAGCCAGCAAGAACAGCCUUGAUCAAGUAUCAAAGAAUGAAAGGAAACUCAAGGAAGAAGAGCAACGUAUGAGAAAAAUUGCACUUAAUAUUUCUAAAGAGGUGAAGAAAUUCUGGAUGAAGAUUGAGAAGCUGGUGCUUUAUAAAUAUCAACUGGAGUCCGAGGAAAGAAAGAAGAAGGCUCUUGAUAAGCAACUUGAUUUUCUUUUAGGUCAAACGGAAAGGUACUCUACAAUGCUCGCAGAAAACCUUGUGGAUAUGCCUGGUUCUCAUAAACCAGUCAUUGUAGACUCUGAACAACUCCAAUCACUCAAUGUUGGCAAGGCGGAUCAUAGGAAUUGCACUAUAAGUAGCCCUACUGGUGAAGAAACACAGUCAGACAUUGCUGAUGAUUAUAUAGCUCAAUCAGAUGAUGAUUUGAUAGAUGAUGAGCAUACCAUUGAAGAUGAUGAGGCUCAAAUUACAGAGGCAGAACGGAGGGAAGAAUUAAUUGCAUUGCAAGCAGAUUUAGAUCUGCCACUUGAGGAACUUCUUAAGAAGUACACUAGUAAUGAAGUCAGUAGGGAAGUCAGUCCAGAAGUUGGUGAACAUGUGGCUACUGAAAUUUCAAAAAUCAAGGAGCCUAAUGAAGAAUUAAAACUUACUGGUAAAGUAUCUAAUUUGAUUAGAGAGAAUCGAGAUAACAGCAAAUCUAUACGCAUUGGCCAUCAUGAUCAUUUUGAAGCAAAGGACUUUUCUUCCUGCACGGGUGGACAGUUGGCUGUUAAGUCAGUAGUAGAUCCUGAGCUUCGAUCAAAUGAUUUUGAUGCUUCAGAACAGAAACCUUUUCUCCAUUCUAUUGUUGAUGAAGUGGAUGAUGAAGAUUAUCUUAUCAUUGGCGAUGAAGAAAAGCAGGAUGAUGAAGGAACCCUGUCUGAAGAGGAAGAAUUGGCGAAAAGAGAAGCAAUUGACCCAUUGGAUGAGAUAAAACAACUGCAACAAGAAAGUGAUCUUCCUUUAGAAGAACUACUUGGAAGGUAUGGGCAGGAGAUGGAGAAUGAUGAUGAUAUUGGCUUCGUGGAAUCGGAUUCCUCUUCCUCUCGUUCGGAUGGCCCAUUAAAAAGUGACACAUAUUGUGUUAUUCAACCAGGCGAUCCAAGCGUUUCCAGCGCUGAUCAUGAUCAUGUUUCGGAAAGGGAAAAAUCUGCUCAUGAGAUCCAAGACUCCAUUGCAGAAGACAUUGAAGGUGACAUGAAGCUUGAACUGGAUAAAGUUAUGGAUAAGCGGGGUAGUGAAAAUAUGAUUGCAGAUGCAGCAGCUGCAGCAAGAUCUGCUCAACCCACUGGCAAUACAUUCUCGACUACUAAAGUGCGAACUAAGUUUCCUUUCCUCCUUAAACACCCUCUGCGGGAAUAUCAACAUAUUGGCCUGGAUUGGUUGGUCACCUUGUAUGACAAGAGGCUUAAUGGUAUUCUUGCAGAUGAAAUGGGUUUGGGGAAGACAAUCAUGACAAUUGCUCUUCUGGCACAUUUAGCCUGUGAAAAGGGAAUAUGGGGACCUCAUCUUAUUGUAGUACCAACUAGUGUAAUGCUUAAUUGGGAAACAGAGUUUCUUAGGUGGUGUCCGGCUUUCAAAAUACUGACAUACUUUGGAAGCGCAAAAGAACGGAAACAUAAGAGACAAGGUUGGUUGAAACUUAACUCGUUCCACGUUUGCAUCACUACUUACAGACUUAUCAUACAGGACUCAAAAGUAUUUAAGCGGAAGAAGUGGAAAUACCUCAUCCUUGAUGAAGCUCAUCUGAUAAAGAACUGGAAAUCUCAGAGGUGGCAAACUUUGUUAAACUUCAACUCAAAAAGGCGAAUUUUGUUAACGGGUACACCUCUACAAAAUGACCUCAUGGAACUUUGGUCCUUGAUGCAUUUCUUAAUGCCUCAUAUAUUUCAAUCUCACCAAGAAUUUAAAGAUUGGUUUAGUAAUCCGAUUUCUGGGAUGGUGGAAGGUCAGGAAAAGGUUAACAGGGAAGUGGUGGAUAGGUUACACAAUGUGCUUCGUCCUUUCAUACUUCGGCGCUUGAAAAGAGAUGUGGAGAAGCAACUACCCAAGAAGCAUGAGCAUGUCAUAUACUGUAGGCUUUCGAGACGACAAAGGAACUUGUAUGAAGACUUCAUUGCAAGCUCGGAAACACAAGCGACUCUUGCCAGUACAAAUUUUUUUGGCAUGAUUAGUGUGAUAAUGCAACUUAGGAAGGUCUGCAAUCAUCCUGACCUAUUUGAGGGUCGUCCCAUUAUAAGCUCAUAUGACAUGGCUGGUAUCAACAUGCAAUUAAGCUCAGAUGUUUCCUUGAUCUUCUCUUCUGGUCCAUUUUCUGGGGUUAAUCUGAAGGGUUUAAAUCUUAUAUUUUCUCAUCAUGAAUUUGAUAUGAUUUCUUGGGAGAGUGAGGAAGUCUUGUCGAUAUGUUCAUCGAAUUUAAUUGAGGACAAUAUGCUGAAGUUUAUAGAGAUACCAUCAGCUGGUCAAUAUGACCGUAAAAGAGCCUUAGGAACUAAUAUUUUUGAAGAAAUUCAGAAAGCACUUUUUGAAGAAAGAUUGAAGCAGUUAAAAGAAAGGGCAGCUUCUAUUGCAUGGUGGAAUAAUUUGCAAUGCCAGAAGAAACCUAUCUAUGGAACUGAUCUUAGAGAACUUGUUACUGUUAAGCAUCCUGUUGCAGAUAUUCACAAGCAGAAGAGUAAUCCUUGCUGUUAUAUGAAAUUUUCAUCUUACCUCGGAGAACUAGUUCUUUCAGCUGAUGAAAGAUUUCAAAAGAUGAUAGGCACAGUUGAAAGCUUUAUGUUUGCAAUUCCAGCUGCACGCGCUCCUCCUCCUGUUUGCUGGUCCAGUAAAGCUGGAUCUUUUGUGUUUCGGACACAGGCAUAUGCUGAUAGAUGUACAGAGAUUUUGUCACCUCUCCUCUCACCUUACAGACCUGCUAUUGUGCGUAGACAAGUGUAUUUUCCUGAUAGACGUCUGAUACAGUUUGAUUGUGGUAAGCUACAAGAGCUUUCUAUCCUUUUAAGGCGUUUAAAAUCAGAGGGGCAUAGAGCUUUGAUAUUUACCCAGAUGACCAAAAUGCUUGAUAUCUUGGAGGCUUUCAUUAAUUUGUAUGGUUACACAUAUAUGAGGUUGGAUGGUUCCACGCUACCAGAACAAAGGCAGACUCUGAUGCAGCGGUUCAACACAAAUCCAAAAUUUUUCCUGUUCAUUCUAUCAACUCGUAGUGGUGGAGUUGGGAUUAAUCUAGUAGGGGCUGAUACUGUUAUCUUUUAUGAUAGUGAUUGGAAUCCGGCAAUGGAUCAGCAAGCUCAAGACAGAUGCCACAGGAUAGGGCAAACACGGGAGGUGCAUAUAUAUCGCCUAAUUAGUGAGAGUACAAUUGAAGAAAACAUCUUGAAGAAAGCAAAUCAGAAGCGAAUGCUUGAUGAUUUGGUCAUACAGAGUGGAAGUUACAACACCGAUUUCUUCAAAAAGCUUGACCCAAUGGAACUACUUUCUAAUCAUAAAUCACUUCAUGUUGGAAACUUUUGUAAGGAGAAUAAUUAUGCUGAAUCCUUCAAUCAUGGAGUGGGGGCAGAUAUUUCAAAUGCAGACGUUGAGGCUGCCAUCAUGCAUGCAGAAGAUGAGGCGGAUUAUAUUGCUCUUAAAAGAGUAGAGCAGGAAGAAGCAGUAGAGAAUCAAGAAUUUUCUGAAGAUGCUAUAGGGAGAGCAGAAGAUGAUGAGAAUGAAGAAGAAACAAUGGUGGAUGAAAAAGUUCCUGAUGAACAUAAAAUUGACUCUAGAAAUAUGUGGAGCAAGGACAAUGGUGCUGACAAUCUUAAUGAAGAAAAUGCUCUCACUUUAAUUGGGGGAUCUGAAGAGAUUGACAUGUUGGCUGAUGUGAAACAGAUGGCAGCGGCUGCAGCUGCUGCUGGGCAUUCUAGUUCAACAUUUGAAAAUCAUCUUCAGCCCAUCGAUAGAUAUGCUAUGCGCUUUUUAGACCUAUGGGAUCCAAUAAUCGACAAAUCUUCCAUAGAAUAUCAUGACAGUGUGGAAGAAGAGGAUUGGGAGCUGGAUAGAAUUGAAAAGCUCAAGGAAGAUAUGGAAGCUGAGAUUGAUGAUGACCAGGAACCUCUUUUAUAUGAAAGUUGGGAUGCUGAGUUCGCCACUACAGCAUAUCGGCAGCAUGUUGAAGCCUUAGCUCAGCAACAGUUAUUGGAAGAAAAGGAAUGUGAAGCUAAGGAUGCCGAUGAUGAAGAUGAAAGUUCUGAAGCUGUUGGGAACGGGGCUUUGAUUGAGCGGAAGGCUAAGACAAAGAAGAAGUUGAAGAAAACAAAGUUCAAGACUCUCAGAAAAGGUCAUCUUGCUUCUGAAACAGAAGUUAUUCUAGAUCAUCCAUAUGUAGACUCAUUACCUAAUGAUGAGAGGAAUCUUUCCUCAAAUGCAAAGUCCUUUGCUUCUCUACCACAAUCAUCCAUGGACAAAAAACGGAAAAAAGCUACAGAUGAAAAGUUUUCACAGAAGGGCUCAAAAAAACUGAGGAUUUCCGAAAGUAAGCUAGGAAGGGAUUCCAGCUCUUUGGUUAAGCAACAUCGGGACUCCAGAGAAUUAAAUUCUGAAGAUGGAGUUAAUGAUAUUGAUCUUAAGCGUGUUAAUAGAAGCAAGAUGGGUGGCAAGGUCUCUAUCACAGUAAUGCCCCUUAAACGUGUUAUGGUUGUGAAACCAGAAAAGUUGAAAAAGAAGGGACAUGUUUGGUCUAAAGAUUACUUUCCACCAACAGAUUACUGGUUUGCUCAAGAGGAUGCCAUAUUAUGUGCACUUGUACAUGAAUAUGGAACAAAUUGGACUCUUGUGAGUGAUGCACUUUACAGUAUGCCCGGUGGUGGUUGCUAUAGAGGAUUCUUCCACCAUCCUGUACAUUGCUGUGAAAGGUUCAGAGAACUAUUCGUUAAAUAUGUUCAGUCCACAGUAGACAGUUCAAAUUCUGAAAAAAAUUCUGCAACGGGAUCUGGGAAAUCCCUUCUCAAAGUUACAGAGGAGCAUGUUCAUUCCCUGCUUAAUGUUACUAGUGACCUUCCGGACAAUGAAUUAAUUCUUCAGAAACAUUUUGUUGCCAUACUAUCUUCAGUAUGGAGGGAAACAUGCCGCCACGAGCGAAGUCAGACUAUGUUAUCUUCUCGAACCGGUUAUCACUUAAAGCUUUCCACUUAUUCUCCAAUUAAGAAGCCCGGCAUGGAUCUGGCAAACCUAAGACAUUCUAAGAAGCUGGUAAUGGCUGCACUCAAUGAUGUCAAUGUGAGACAUCAUGAACAAGUGGAAGUUUUACCCAUGCAAGAGGCUCCUAUUUUGCUUGACAAGUUAGAGUUAACAUUGGACUUAUCAUCUGCAAAGAAAGCAUGUUCUGAAGUUAUGAUUCCAUCAUCAAUUAAUGUUUCAAUACACGUGUUUGAACAAAAGCAGUGUGCUGAACCUAAUGGGACUAACUUGAUCAAACCUAUUUCGAAAAUUACUGAGAACAGAUUCAGGUUGGCUUCACAAACUUGCUUGGAGGGUGAAUCCCCACGUUGGGCAACACUUUCUUUCCCUUUUUGUGAUGCUCGCAGAUCCAGAUCAGGCUCAAAGUCUCAGCAUCUAGGCAAACAUAAAGCCAUUUCUGAUCCAGCAAGACCGCCAAAAUCUAAGGUUCCGAGGACUAUGGAAGAAUCUGGUUUGCUUGCGAAAGCCAUCAUGCCAUCAACCAGACCGAUCAUAGAGUUCAACCAUUUGGCACUCAGUGUUUCACAUGAAGAUAACGACAUUUUUGGCCCUCAUGAGUAUGAUCCAGAAUUACUAGAAGAUACACACCUUGUAGAUCCUGUACCUCACGAGUAUGACCCAGAAUUACUCGAGGAUUUGGAAGAUCUGGAUUUGCAACUACAUAUUGGUGAUAUUGGAUGAGGCUUAAAACUUUCUGUGGGUUCAGUUUUGUCUGAGUGCUUGGGUUCAUCAAUUGAUUCCGUCUAGUUCAUUUUUUUCUUUAGUUCAUCAUUUUUAAGGAAUGGAUCCAACACCAAUUUGCAUCGUGCGGCAUUCGGGCGGUAUGAAGGUGAUCAUUAAGUUGAGCCGACUCGAAUGUAGCUGUUUAUUUAUACAGAGAAUGGUGGAGAAUGAUCUCUCAAGGUUUAGUUCAAUGAAUUUACUCUCUCUCGUAAAUACGUAGGGGAAAAGCUUGUAAUUUUUAACUGUAGUUAACAAGCUUGUAAUUUUUAACUAUAGUUAGCCUUUUCUCGUGAUAAUUUUUUCUCUUUAGCUGGGCAGGUAUAGCUGUGGGAAAAUUUCAGCUGCUCCUGGAGCCUAUAAUGGAAAAACAUUAAAAAAAAGGAAUGAAUCCAUAAUAUUGUAGCGGUGAGAAGCUAACCUGUUACACUUCCAUGUUAUUUUUAUUGAAUCAAUCGUUUCUGCUUUUACUUAAUAUACAUACAUGUUGUCCCAA